AUGAAGCUCAGCUAUUGCCUGUUAAUUUUGACUGUUAGUGCUGGUUUUUCAAUUGGAUUUACACUGGAAAAUGUAGCUUUUAACAGGACAGAGGGUUUUGGGCCUGUCAAUGCAUCACUUCACGCAGUGUCUCAGGCUUUAGUAAGUUCUCCAGCACACCAUGAUAUCAUAGCCAAAGAGGGGACCAGUGUUUUGAUUGAAUGUAAACUGAACAUCAGCCAGUAUGAACGUAUUCUUUGGUAUAACUCCAGAGGACACCUGCUUGAACAGGAAGAUGAAGGUGGCCGGUGGAAGGUUGCUGGUAAUUCCCUUAACAUCACAAGGGUCAGCUUUGCUGACCGGGGGCGAUACACGUGCGCGGGUGUCAACCGCAGUGACACCCUGUACUACACAGUCACCCUGAGGGUUAUCUUCACCUCAGGAGACAUGAGUAUCUACUACAUGAUUGUGUGCCUCGUUGCCUUUGCCAUCACCCUCAUCUUAAACAUCCCCCGCCUGUGCAUGAUGAGCAGUCACCUGCGCAAGACGGAGAAGGCCAUCAACGAGUUCUUCCGGACGGAAGGGGCCGAGAAGCUCCAGAAGGCGUUUGAGAUAGCCAAGCGUAUCCCCAUCAUCACCUCCGCCAAAACGCUGGAGCUGGCCAAAGUCACGCAGUUCAAGACCAUGGAGUUUGCUCGGUACAUCGAAGAGCUCGCCAGAAGCAUUCCCCUCCCGCCUCUGAUCCUCAACUGCAGGGCGUUCAUGGAGGAGAUCUUCGAGGCCGUGCGAGUGGACGAUCCCGACGAAGCCGGUGAGGAGCCGAAGCAGAGCCCGGGCUGCGGGGCCCCAGCUGCCAUCUACCCCAGCGAGCCGGGGGUCAAGCGCAGCGACUCGCCCGCCGGGGACUCGGACGACGGGUCCGUGAGUGAGCCAGGCCAGGAGAUAGCUGUGCAGGUGUCCAUCCACCCCCAGUCCGAAGUGCAGAGCAUUGACACUGUCUCUCACGAGAGCUGCCAGUCCGUGCCCUCUGAGGAGGGCACCUGCUGA
Molecule: messenger RNA, 1026 nt
Organism: Merops nubicus (carmine bee-eater)
Lineage: Eukaryota; Metazoa; Chordata; Aves; Coraciiformes; Meropidae
Gene: MFAP3
Product: microfibrillar-associated protein 3
Exons: 2
Coding region: 1-1026 (341 amino acids)
Source: RefSeq, a predicted model, not a curated record